AAGUGGCUUAGUAUAUAUAGAUUGAAAAAAUAAUUCAUCAAGAACUUGAGGCUUGGGAUUUCAGAAGGAUUAACACUUCAGAAGGACUUUUAUGUAAUCCACAGCAGCAUCAUUUAUUUAUACCAAUAAGUUUGAACCACGAGAAUGUACUCCUUGUCUGUCAUUGGUCUCAUUCUUUGUCUUGUGUAUACAAGUUUCCUCAUGCAAGAAACCGAAGCUGACUGUGUUGCCUGCGCAACUUCUUUCGGGAGCGGAAUAACAGGCGCAGGACAAGACAAGGAGAAAACAUGCAGUUUAGUGAAUACUUAUCUGACAUGUUUGGAUGACGAAUGUAAAGCUGAUGGAUCCAAGGCCACUAUUGACGCAGCCAAAAAGGCUGUAGCUGAUUACGGUUGUGGUGCCUGCAGUAUUAUAGUCAACCUGACUGUCAUUGGAUUAGGACUUUCAUUGUACAUGCUUGUUUAGAUGCCACAUUUUAGUACAUACUUAAGAAGAAACCUACAGAUGCAUGUCAUUACUUACGAAAACUGUUUAGAAUUGAGAUUUUUCGUCUUAAUUUAUUUAACUUUCAUACAUUUGAACUGCUUGGAUUGCUCAAACAAAUGUCAAAAAUUUUAUUUAGACACUUGCAUACAUUCUGAUUUUUUUAUGUAUUUAAUAAAUCUAUUUUAAAGUU
Mytilus trossulus (common blue mussel) is the source of this 676-nucleotide messenger RNA. RefSeq lists its product as uncharacterized. The coding region runs from base 145 to 465 and encodes 106 amino acids. The transcript is spliced from 5 exons. The record is from RefSeq and is a predicted model, not a curated record. NCBI's taxonomy places the organism in Eukaryota, Metazoa, Mollusca, Bivalvia, Mytilida, Mytilidae.